This is a messenger RNA of Brienomyrus brachyistius, 3980 nucleotides long. It is a transcript of the gene skic2, whose product is annotated as SKI2 homolog, superkiller viralicidic activity 2-like. NCBI's taxonomy places the organism in Eukaryota, Metazoa, Chordata, Actinopteri, Osteoglossiformes, Mormyridae. The transcript is spliced from 29 exons. The record is from RefSeq and is a predicted model, not a curated record. Gene Ontology annotation, cellular component: Ski complex. Gene Ontology annotation, biological process: nuclear-transcribed mRNA catabolic process, 3'-5' exonucleolytic nonsense-mediated decay. Gene Ontology annotation, molecular function: ATP binding; RNA binding; RNA helicase activity. The coding region runs from base 58 to 3831 and encodes 1257 amino acids.
UUGCUGAGUUGUCGCUCUCACUUGUUUAACUCAGAAGAAGAGUAACUGAAUUGAGUGAUGGAAAAAACAGAGAUCAAUGCAGCAGGUCCUGAUGACCUUCCCCUCUCACUGCUGGAGAUGGGCUGUUCGGGAAGGUUUGAACUGCUCUCAAACCCUGUACCGAAGAACCAACCCCUACCCCCACUGAGCACUCUGCCUCAUGGCCUCCCUCCCAUUGGCCCUGACCUUCGGACAGAGGUAGAAAGACGUUUCAUGAGUGACCCGGAGUGGCUUCCUAUACAUAACACAGACUCUGCUUUCCAGAACUUCCUCAGGCUGAUCCAAAGAAACCGGCAGGUUGACUCUCUGCUUCACUGCUCCCCCUCCCCUCUGCAUUCCGGCCUGUCUGUUGUACGAGACCCAACCACAGGAGUGCUUCUUGACUUUAAUGAGCUGCUGUUAGAGGAUACCGGUUUGUCAGCAAAGAAUUCUCUUUCACUUCUACGUGCCCCAGGCCCCCCCUCAGAGAGUCUGCGUGGGAGCAACACCAACUACCCUUUUCUGCCCGGGGGAAUGGAGGAGCUGACCCUGGAACAGAUCAAGAAGAAGUCAGAAAAACAGGAGGAAGUGGACUUUGAGAACGAUUUGCUGACAGUAGCUCCUGGACUAACGGCUGGCAUGGACUUCUCCAAUAAAGAGCCCAGAAACUCACCACGUGACGUAAACCUGAUGUCCCUCCUGUCCACUUUUGAUGACGUCAUUGAUGCCCGACUACAUGGAGAUGAAGAGGAGGAGAAGCAAAGUACUAAGGAAUCUCCCAAAAUGCCCCGGACAAACAGCCUGGAGGACCUUGGGAUUAAGGACGCCGUGGACACCCCCUCCCCAGCUGCUGCCUCUGUGGGGAAGAAGGACGGCAUGACUAUAAAGGAGGGAGACAACGCGGCAACGGAAACAGAAGAGAAGAAGAGAUGGGCCAUACCAGUGGACAUCACCACUCCCUGUGAUGACUUCUACAAGCGCAUCCCUGACCCCGCCUUUAAGUGGCCCUUUGAGCUGGACGUGUUUCAGAAGCAGGCCAUUCUGCGGCUGGAGUCCCAUGACUCAGUGUUUGUGGCGGCUCACACGUCGGCGGGCAAGACGGUGGUGGCCGAAUACGCCAUCGCACUCUCACAGAAACACAUGACCAGGACAAUUUAUACCUCCCCCAUUAAGGCUCUGUCCAAUCAGAAGUUCAGGGACUUCAAGAACACCUUUGGGGACGUGGGGCUCCUCACUGGAGACGUCCAACUGAGCCCUGAUGCCUCGUGUUUGAUAAUGACCACUGAGAUAUUGAGGUCCAUGCUGUAUAACGGGUCUGAAGUUAUACGAGAUUUGGAGUGGGUCAUCUUUGACGAGGUGCACUACAUCAACGAUGCGGAGAGAGGGGUGGUGUGGGAAGAAGUGCUCAUCAUGCUGCCUGAUCACGUCAGCAUCAUCCUGCUCAGUGCCACGGUGCCCAACGCGGUGGAGUUCAGCGAGUGGAUCGGGCGUAUAAAGAAGAGGCCGAUCUACGUGAUCAGCACCGUGAAGCGGCCUGUUCCCCUGGAGCAUCACCUGUACACUGGAAACAGCACCAAGACCAUGAAGGAACUCUUUCUCCUGGUGGACUCGUCAGGAAACUUCCUCACUAAGGGGUACUAUGCCGCAGUGGAGGCCAAGAAGGAGCGCUCCAGUAAGCACGCCCAGUCCUUCGGCGCCAAGGGUGCCUCCCAGAACACAUCCGCCACUCAGGACCGAGGCGUGUGGCUCGCCCUGCUCCACUUCCUGUCUGACCGCCAGCAGACACCUGUGGUGGCCUUCACUUUCUCCCGCUCACGCUGCGACGACAACGCGCGGGCUCUGGGCUCUAUGGACCUCACCACCUCUGCCGAGAAGACCGAGAUCCACUCCUUCUUCCAGAAGAGUGUGAGCCGGCUAAGCAGCAGCGAUCGGCAGCUGCCCCAGAUUCUGGUGAUGAGGGACCUGCUGAAGAGAGGCCUGGCCGUGCAUCACAGCGGCAUCCUGCCAAUCCUGAAGGAGGUCAUUGAGAUGCUUUUCUCCCGGGGGCUUGUAAAGGUGCUGUUCGCCACAGAGACAUUCGCCAUGGGCGUCAAUAUGCCAGCCAGGACGGUGGUGUUCGACAGCAUCCGCAAACACGACGGAUCAGGCUUCCGGAACCUGCUGCCUGGGGAGUUCAUCCAGAUGGCGGGGCGGGCGGGCAGGAGGGGCCUGGACAAGACGGGCACCGUCAUCAUCCUGUGCAAGAGCGGCGUGCACGACAUGGGGGACCUGCACACCAUGAUGCUGGGCAAGCCCACAUUGCUGCAGUCCCAGUUCAGGCUGACCUACACCAUGAUCCUCAACCUGCUGCGGGUGGAGGCCCUGGAGGUGACCGACAUGAUGCGGAGGAGCUUCUCCGAGAGUCACCGUGACACCCAGAGCCAUGAGAAGCGGAUCAAGCAGCUGAGACAGAAGCUGACCUCUCUCCCCCCACUGGACAUGGAUGCGCAGCUGGCCGAUUUGGUGCCUUUCUACCACACUCUCACCGAGCUGCGCCUCACCACUGAGGCCCUGCAGAAAGCGGUUAUGGAGUCAAUGAGCGGACAGAAGGCUUUAUCUGUGGGCCGUGUGGUAGUGUUGAACAACGCACAGCACCACAAUGCCCUGGGGGUCAUCCUGCAGGUAUCCAAUGACUCCGUUAACCGCACCUUCACCACCCUCAUCAUGUGUGACAAAGGUAGGGAGGAAGUGGGGAGAGAACCCCAAAACAGCGUCACCGUGCCCCUGCAGCACCUCUACAACCCCGCCCUCUUCAUCCCCGAUGGCCCCUGCAGUCACACUGUGCAGAAGCUGAAGAUGCAGGAUAUCACUGCAAUCACCACAAAGACCCUCAAAGUCAUUCCUGAGAGAAUCAUUGAGAACUACAACAAGAGACAGCAGCCACGCUUCAGGCUGGAAUCCCCCGGGCCUGCCAUAUCCACAGCUACGCAGGAGCUUCUGCGACUAGCGGAGGCCAACUCCAGUGGCAUCACGGCCCUCGACCCUGUGAAUGACCUUCAUCUGAAAGGGGUGGAGGUGGUAGAGGGGUCUCUCAGGCUGAGAUCUCUGCAGGAAAGCGUGCGAGAGUUCAGCUGUAUCCACUCCCCCACCUUCUCUGAGCAGUUCUCCAGGGUCCAGGAGAGGAUGAUGCUCCAAGAGGAACUGGACAGCCUGCUCUACCUCAUCUCUGACCAGUCACUCACCCUCCUGCCAGAAUAUCGCCAGAGGAUCAAGGUUCUCGAAUCACUGAAUUAUGUGGACAGCAAAGGGGCCGUGCAGCUGAAAGGGAGGGUGGCCUGUCAGAUCAGCCGCCACGAGCUGCUGCUCACAGAGCUUCUGUUUGAGAACACACUUAGCCCCCUGGCACCUGAGGAGAGCGCCGCCCUGCUGUCAUGCUUGGUGUUCACCCAAAACACGCAGACCUGUCCCCACCUCACCAACACUCUGCAGGAGGGUAUCGAUCGAGUGGUAACUGUGGCCCAGCGCAUCGGGGACCUGCAGGUGGACCUCGGACUCACACAGCUGGCGGAGGACUUUGUGGCUCAGUACAAGUUUGGGCUGACGGAGGUGGUGUACUGUUGGGCCAGGGGCAUGCCCUUCUCUGAGAUCGCCCAGCUGACUGAUGUCCAGGAAGGCACGGUAGUGCGCUGCAUCCAGCAGCUGAACGAGGUUCUCAGGGAGGUGCGGCAGGCUGCCCGGAUCGUGGGGGACUCAGUCCUGGGCAGCAAGAUGGAGAAGGCUUCCCUGGCCAUCCGCCGGGACAUCGUAUUCACGGCGUCACUGUACACACACUGAUACGAGGAUGGGUGUGAGAGAGCGAGAGUGUACAAGAAACAGGACCCUGUGAGGCAUAAACACUUAACAUGUAAAAUGGAGGACAGGAAGGCUCAAGUUUGUAAACUAUUGUGUAGUAAUAAAAUCUGCUGCAUUUGUUCUGAUUCUGA